GAGACCCAGGAGGAGGUGACCGUCCUGGGCGAAGUCCUGGUCCGCCGCCCAGCCGUCUUGGUCUCCAGCGCCCUCGUCCUCCUGGGCGUCCUGGACUGCCUCGUCAGCCUCGCCUGCGCCGCCGUCAGUGCCCGGGAAGCCUGCGGACUCUACUCGAAGGGCGAGGACACGACGCAGGGACUCUCCGAAGGACACAACCGCAAGGAGAGACUCUACCGCUGGCUCGGACAGCAGAAGACCAUCUUCCCCAUCGGCUCCUCCCAGGGUCCCCCUCGAGGCGUCUCCUCCGUGUCGCAGUUCGUGCCUCUGUCCUCCGACUCGUCCUCCUCCUCCGCCACGCCCCGCAAGUCCUCCUCGGGUCCUUCGGGAGCCUCUUCUUCCCUCCCCUCGGCGUCCUCCCACCGCGUCCUGCCCUCCAGCGGCUCCUCGUCGGGGAAGACCAACAGCACGAGGGUCACGCCUCCUUCGGUGCCUUCGAUUCUGAAGCCUUCGUCCCUCCCGUCUCUCCACGGCUCGAGGUCGCUGCCGCCCUCGUCCGCGGCCGUGGGCGUCCCCUACAAGCACAAGCACGCCCCUGCCGCCCACACGCCCGAACACGCGCCCGCGGCCUUCCCGCACCCGCAACACGGCGCCAAACUCACCAUGCCGCCCCAUCUCCACCAGGCCCACCACCAGAUGCACCCACACCUCCACUCUCUUCCUCUCCCUCAUCCUCACGCCCACCCUCACCCACACCCGCACCCCCACGCCCACCCACAGCAUCCACCCGUCCACCCAAAUCAGCUGCCUCAACAUUUCCCCGCCCAUGCCGCCCACCCUUCGCUCUACUACCCACACCUGUUGACGCCCAUGAUGCCCUACUACCCGACAGACCAGGAUCUGCAACAAACCCGCAAGCACAAGAAGAAGGAGAGCAGCAAGAAACGCAAGGAUGGCAAGAAUAAGCAGAAGGACGAGGAGAAGAAGAAGAAGAAGGAGAAGAAGAGAAAAAGCAGGGAACUCACAGACGAACAGAUCGAGAGAACUUACACAGGAUUGGACAGGGAACUUGCGGAGGAAUUUAUUGACUCGACAAUGGAACCGGGACUCUCACUCCAAAGGGCCUUCAAUACGAGUUUUGAUCAAGAUUCAUUUUAAGAAAACAAAACGAUAACGAUUAGAGUAAUUGGAAUAAUAAGUGUCCGUGUAUUUUUUUUUUUUU
Penaeus vannamei (Pacific white shrimp) is the source of this 1201-nucleotide messenger RNA. RefSeq names its product cyclic AMP-responsive element-binding protein 5. Gene Ontology annotation, cellular component: membrane. Lineage: Eukaryota; Metazoa; Arthropoda; Malacostraca; Decapoda; Penaeidae. The record is from RefSeq and is a predicted model, not a curated record.